AGUUUAGGUUGAUCUUUGGGAAUCCUUUUUGUUUUUGUUCUCCCUUAUCCUGUUUUUAAAGCUACAAGUUUGUCUGUACCUGUCAUCUCAUUGUCUUAGUAGAAAUCACUUCACUUCAGAGGACAAGGUCUCCCUGGAAUAUUCUACUAACCAAUAGUCCUGAAAAAAUAAGAGAUUUUGAUUUUCUGGAGAGCAAAUAAGAAACAUUCAUGCAAAGCACUUGAAAGGCAGGAGAAAAGUAACUGGACAAUUUAUUUAUAAACCAUGGAAAUCCCUAACCAGCUACAGUCUACCAAACUUGAGAAAGACAUGGGCAGGUUCAAAGCUCAUGAAACCAGUAUCUGGGAAGUGCUGAAUUCAGAAUAUGUGGCUGAAAAGAAAAGGAAAGAAAUGCUGCAGCAGUUUCAGUCACAAAGCAUAACACUGCAGCAAUUAAUAACUGCUACUGCAGAAAAAGUUGAAGAGUAUGAAAGAAGAGGAGCAAAGCCAAUAUUCAAAGGCUUAAGAAAAAGAAUAUCAGCAAAUGAUCUUUACAAAUCCAAUAUCAUUGACCAGACUACCUUGAGUGAAAUCAGUAAAGGUGAAAAAAAUGCUGAAGAUAUAUCUAAAAUGGAAACGGUCAAGAAGUACUUGGAAGGAAGUAGCUGUAUUGCUGGUGUAUACAUACAAAAGACACAAGAGAAAAUGAGCAUUUACCAGGCAAUGAAAAAAGGAAUCUUAAGACCUGGUACUGCACUGGUACUACUAGAAGCCCAAGCUGCAACUGGAUUUAUUAUUGACCCAAUUAAAAAUGAAAAGUUAAAUGUUGAAGAAGCAGUAUUAAAAGCAAUAGUAGGCAAAGAAUUGCAGAAAAAACUACAGUCAGCAGAAAAGGCAGUAAUAGGCUACACUGAUCCAUAUACAGGAGAAAAAAUAUCACUCUUCCAAGCUUUGAAUAAAGAACUGAUUGUAAAAGAUCAUGGUAUUCGUCUUCUUGAAGCCCAGAUUGCCACCGGUGGUAUCAUUGAUCCAGUGCACAGUCACCGUUUACCAGUUCAAGUGGCUUAUGAGCGAGGAUACUUUGAUGAAGAGAUGAACAAUGUCUUGUCAGAUCCCUCAGAUGACACCAAGGGAUUCUUUGACCCCAACACCCAUGAAAACCUCACUUAUUUGCAGCUGCUGGAAAGAUGCUGUAAGGAUGAAACAGGACUUUGUCUACUCAAUAUAGCUCCCAAAGGGAGGUCCCAUGUUUCCGCUGAUGAAACUACUAAAACCACUUUCCAAUCCUCUUUCACCACAAUCAGUGCAGGCACUUUUAAGGAUAAAACAGUUUCACUGUGGGAGCUACUUCACUCUGACUACAUAACGGAAGAGAAGAGGAACGAACUGGUGAAGCAGUUCAAGGAUGGUGCUCAGACAACAGAAACCCUGAUUACAAUCAUUAGCACCAUUAUUGACCAAACUGAAAAGAAAAGCAGUGAACUGAAACUGCCAGGCUUGAGGAAACAGGUUUCUGUUGCUGAAUUAUACAAAUCCCAGAUUAUUGACAAGUCAGUCUGGGGAGAGCUGCAGCAGGGUACUAAAACUAUAGAAGAUGUGGCAAAGAUGGAUACUGUUAAGAGAUACCUGGAAGGCAGGAGUUGUAUUGCUGGUGUUUACUUAGAAAGCUUGAAGGAAAAGUUGAAUAUUUAUCAAGCCAUGAAGAGAGGGAUUUUGAGACCUGGUACUGCACUAAUUCUUUUGGAAGCUCAGGCUGCUACUGGGUUCAUCAUCGAUCCUAUUAAUAACCAGAAGUUGUGUGUUGAGGAAGCAGUCUCCAAAGGCAUCAUUGGAAAGGAGCUGCAGGACAAACUUUUAUCGGCAGAGAGAGGAGUGACUGGCUACAAGGACCCCUACACAGGUGAAAAAAUUUCUCUUUUUCAAGCCCUGAAGAAGGACCUGAUUGUGAAAGACCAUGGCAUUCGUCUUCUUGAAGCCCAGAUUGCCACCGGUGGUAUCAUUGAUCCAGUGCACAGUCAUCGUUUACCAGUUCAAGUGGCUUAUGAGCGAGGAUACUUUGAUGAAGAGAUGAACAAUGUCUUGUCAGAUCCCUCAGAUGACACCAAGGGAUUCUUUGACCCCAACACCCAUGAAAACCUCACUUAUUUGCAGCUGCUGGAAAGAUGCUGUAAGGAUGAAACAGGACUUUGUCUACUCAAUAUAGCUCCCAAAGGGAGGUCCCAUGUUUCCGCUGAUGAAACUACUAAAACCACUUUCCAAUCCUCUUUCACCACAAUCAGUGCAGGCAGAUACACAGGUCAAAACGUAUCCAUCUGGGAACUGCUCUACUCUGAAUACUUCACAGAAGGCAAAAGGAAUGAGCUACUUCAGAAAUUCAAACAAGGAACUUUAACCAUUGACCAAAUCACCACAAUCAUAAGAACCACUAUCGCAGAGAAAGAGACUACAGAAAAGGAUGGGAAUGCGGAUUCAUUUCUCUUUGAUGAGAAAACUACAGAGCUUUUCAAAUCCACAAAGCAUACUUGCAAGGCAGGCACUUUUAAGGAUAAAACAGUUUCACUGUGGGAGCUACUUCACUCUGACUACAUAACAGAAGAGAAGAGGAACGAACUGGUGAAGCAGUUCAAGGAUGGUGCUCAGACAACAGAAACCCUGAUUACAAUCAUUAGCACCAUUAUUGACCAAACUGAAAAGAAAAGCAGUGAACUGAAACUGCCAGGCUUGAGGAAACAGGUUUCUGUUGCUGAAUUAUACAAAUCCCAGAUUAUUGACAAGUCAGUCUGGGGAGAGCUGCAGCAGGGUACUAAAACUAUAGAAGAUGUGGCAAAGAUGGAUACUGUUAAGAGAUACCUGGAAGGCAGGAGUUGUAUUGCUGGUGUUUACUUAGAAAGCUUGAAGGAAAAGUUGAAUAUUUAUCAAGCCAUGAAGAGAGGGAUUUUGAGACCUGGUACUGCACUAAUUCUUUUGGAAGCUCAGGCUGCUACUGGGUUCAUCAUCGAUCCUAUUAAUAACCAGAAGUUGUGUGUUGAGGAAGCAGUCUCCAAAGGCAUCAUUGGAAAGGAGCUGCAGGACAAACUUUUAUCGGCAGAGAGAGGAGUGACUGGCUACAAGGACCCCUACACAGGUGAAAAAAUUUCUCUUUUUCAAGCCCUGAAGAAGGACCUGAUUGUGAAAGACCAUGGCAUUCGUCUUCUUGAAGCCCAGAUUGCCACCGGUGGUAUCAUUGAUCCAGUGCACAGUCAUCGUUUACCAGUUCAAGUGGCUUAUGAGCGAGGAUACUUUGAUGAAGAGAUGAACAAUGUCUUGUCAGAUCCCUCAGAUGACACCAAGGGAUUCUUUGACCCCAACACCCAUGAAAACCUCACUUAUUUGCAGCUGUUGGGAAGAUGUGUUAGGGAUGAAAAAACUGAUCUUUUUCUUCUGAAAUUACAAAAAAUAUAAUUUUUA
Molecule: messenger RNA, 3426 nt
Organism: Protopterus annectens (West African lungfish)
Lineage: Eukaryota; Metazoa; Chordata; Ceratodontiformes; Protopteridae
Product: epiplakin-like
Exons: 5
Coding region: 265-3420 (1051 amino acids)
Biological process (GO): intermediate filament bundle assembly; wound healing
Cellular component (GO): cytoskeleton; keratin filament; membrane
Molecular function (GO): structural molecule activity; keratin filament binding
Source: RefSeq, a predicted model, not a curated record